Messenger RNA from Hibiscus syriacus, 821 nucleotides. RefSeq lists its product as uncharacterized. Bases 156 to 638 code for a protein of 160 amino acids. The record is from RefSeq and is a predicted model, not a curated record. Lineage: Eukaryota; Viridiplantae; Streptophyta; Magnoliopsida; Malvales; Malvaceae. The transcript is spliced from 5 exons.
CCUUUUACCCUAUGUUUCUUCCUACAUUUCUGCGAAGAAUCCCAGGCAAAACAGUUGAAAAGAAAAGAGUUCGGAGGAAAGCUAUUAACUUUGUCUCAGGAAUUUUAGUCUUUUCCUUUCUGGAAUUGGGUUUUUUUUUUCUUUGGGGAUUUUAGAUGCGAUCUUCCGGUCAUCUUCCAACUUGGAUAUCUGCCCUUUUUGGCUGCGUGGGAGGUUGUUUUGGAUGCUUCGAGCCAUCUAAGGGUGUAUUGAUUCAAGACUGGAAAGGGAGGAACUUUUCUAAAGAUUUCUGGAGUAGCAGCACAUGUGAAAUCGAACAUGGUGCACUCAAGCCCCAAAGAAGCAUUCCGUCAAUAAGCAUAUCGAGUCAUUCCCUUGACCUUUCUGGCAGCACUAGCCAUCCUUCUGAAUUUGUAAAUCAUGGCCUUUAUCUUUGGAACCAAACAAGGCAGCAAUGGCUUGGAAAUAAAAAGUUUGAGAAGCGUGUACAACGUCGAGAAUCCAAUUUAAGUUGCAAUUGGAAUGUAAUCUAUCAUAGUUUACGUGGGAAUAGUAAGCCAUUCUCUCAUCCAGUUCCCCUGUCUGAAUUGGUGGAUUUCCUAGACGAAGUUUGGGAGCAAGAGGGCUUAUAUGACUGAGCAGGAUGAUGCUAAGUUAAAGCUAGAAAGAACGGGAAAUGUCGAAAUUAUCUAUUGCACCAUCCUCUUCCCUUUUGGAUCCUUCCUCUGUAUAUCAAUGUAUUGUAGUUUACAAAUCCUUUGGAUUGAAAAUUCAACAUUAAUCAUCCAAAACGAAAAGAAAAUGCAAUAUUCCAGUUUCUU